Xyrauchen texanus (razorback sucker) is the source of this 4663-nucleotide messenger RNA. RefSeq names its product rho-related GTP-binding protein RhoG-like. Gene Ontology annotation, cellular component: cytoskeleton; cell cortex; cell projection. Gene Ontology annotation, molecular function: GTPase activity; GTP binding; protein kinase binding. NCBI's taxonomy places the organism in Eukaryota, Metazoa, Chordata, Actinopteri, Cypriniformes, Catostomidae. Gene Ontology annotation, biological process: small GTPase-mediated signal transduction; actin filament organization; regulation of actin cytoskeleton organization. The record is from RefSeq and is a predicted model, not a curated record. The coding region runs from base 2571 to 3224 and encodes 217 amino acids. The transcript has a single exon.
AGAGUAAAUGACAGAAUUUUCAUUUUUGGGUGAACUAUCCCUUUAACAUGUAACAAGUUUGAACAAAUAUGUAAUUUUUUUAUUAACAGACAUCAACUGAUUUUUAAACAGCUGUUGAAAGAAUUUAUAAAGUGCUUUGCUGACUGUACUUUAUGCUGACCUCUGUUGUAAUGAGCAAACUCAUCAAUCAAUCUGUUUUCUGGCUCCUUUUCCACAAAAACUGCAGCUGGACAUGUUUCCCUAGGACCAGGGCUUGAGCUGAGGGGGAUGCGAGUGGAUGCCAUAAACCAUCCCCAUUAUAAACCCCCCUUACCAUCCCCUUUAUAUUAAUUGUUUCAUGUAUUAGAAAUAAUCAUGCAAGUAAAAUGUUUAAUUCUCUGCAUUUGAUAAAUAACAGACUUUAAAUAAUGCCGAUUAGCUAAUCGGAAUUAGAUUUCAACACAUUUGGGGUUGCUAGAUUUCAAGAGGUUUAAUCCCUCAAUCAGAUAUGUACACUUGCACAGUUUGGAAAUAUUCUACCAGUGUGGCGCUUAAGUUGUGCAAUCUGACAACCAUGAGCGCACAAGCUCUCUCCACUGUAAAAAGGCGCCAGUUUUCUGAAAACACCAUCGUCAAACAGAAACAGGUGUGAGUUUAGCAAUGGGUUGACUUGUCCUUCCUAUUGUUCACAUGAAGCUUACACCACUUGAGUUACUGCAAGUUUUCAAAAGUUUUUUGGACUUUCAAAAACAGCCAAGAACAAUUCAAGGAAACAAUUUGUAUUUCUUUAAAAAGAUGAGAACAGAAUGUAAGAUAUUGCUAUGACAAGUGUACAGUUACAACAUGCAUGUGUUUUAAACUCAAACGAUUUUCAGGGUUUCACCCAUAAAUAGCUUUUGGUGUGUAGAAAAUCAUUUUGCACCUCUGUUUAAGGAUCCUUCAUAGAAACAGCCCAACCUUCCAUUACUAGUUUGGUUAUAAGAGUGAAAAAAAGUGGAAAGAGUGUCUGUUUCUUUCAUGAUCAUAAUGAGGAUUCUAUUCACAAAAUUAAUCUUAAAAUACAAUAACAGAUGGUAACAGGUGGAUAUUAUGGCCAUAUGUAAUAAGGGCUCAUUUAUUUAUUUUUUUGUCAAGACCAGAUCUAAACUAAAGAUAAAGAAAAAUGCAAUUAACAAUAAACAUUUACUUGAAUACAUUUCUUCUAUGAUUGGCAUAUUUAAACAUUUUUACAUUUCAUGUCAUAUUGAUAUUUUUUCUGGGGCUUAAAAAAAAAAAUGUCAUGGUGUCCAGAAACAUUAAAAAACAAAAAAACAAAAUUAAAAGCUGAAAUUCUUGAAAUUAUAAAUGUUGGCAUGACUACUGCAGGAUAAUCUUUUAUUGUUGUUUCUUAAAUAAAUAAAAUAAGCAGUGAACCUAUUGUUUUAAUAUAUGAUUAAUGUUUUUACCACCAAAUUGGUUAAACCAAUAUGUAUUUUUUGUAUAUGAUUACCUUAAUAACCACAAAAAAGGACCCUCAAGACAGUAAGACAUUUUUAUUAAAAGGCACAUUUUCUUCUGAUCAUGUGGUGUAAUCCGGAGAAAACAUCUUGAUAUUUUUGACACAAAAAUUCAUGAUAUUUAUAAAAAUAUUUUGCAUCUAGAAAAAUGGGUUUCAAAAAUGUUUUGAAAUGAAUGAUAAAGUUGUUUAUUCUCAAGUAUUCAAGGUGCAAAUAAAGUAUUAUAAUACAUUUUACUUUAUGGUUAGACCACAUUACAUUUUUUAUUUUUUUAAGUUUGAUACCACCACCGCCCUUGAAUGUUGUUUUUUUUUAUUGUUUUGCAAAUCGACAACUGCCUAGGACUGACUAUCCCCAAAUGUCAAACAUCUACAAAUAUGUGUAUUUCAUCAUUCCCUUACUCACUUGAAACAUCCUCAAGAAUUGGCUCAAACCAAAUUCCUCUUGUUUUAACAUUUUCCAGCACAUACAUGCUCUAUGAAGCCUUAAUUUAGGCCUCUCACAUACAGUAUUUUCUACAGAGAAUAUGACCAAAUGGAGUGGAAUAGGAAAAAUGGAGGGAGAACUUUUGUGUAUUUUGGGUAAGAUGCAUGAUCCCUAUUCCUUAAUUUACAAGUGAGAGGUGAAUUAUGUUAAAAGAUAUACAGCUUAUCACUAGGACUGUCAGGGGAAGUAGAAGGAACUGGUUUAGUGUGACUGUAUAUUCAAAACAGUGCUUCAUAAAGGCACAAAUGAUCUCAACCCACUGCAUAUUUGCAUGAAAACAAACAUUUAUGUUCUCUUUUUUUAUCUCUUCCAUUUGUCCGUCUAUUUGCAUGUGUGUAAAUCUUUCUUUCCACUGAAGCUUUCAUACACCCAAUUCAGAGAUGUAAAAGUACCCUUUCUAUGCCCCUGUAGCCAGUGGCUCAGCCACCUAUCCCUCUAUAUAUUUAUUAUUCGACCAAUGUUUCAUCUAAUAAACUAUCCAUUCAUUUAUCCAUCCAUGUACUGUUUUUGUCUCUUUCGGAUUGCUCACUAGGGGCUUAAACUAAAUAAGGCAUAAUUUUCAGCUGCUUUGAAACAGUAUUAUGAAAAGGGCUAAUCGAGUUACUUGUCAUGACCUGCACUAAUAGAGAGUGCUGUGUCUCUGUGUUUCUCCACAGACUGCUGAAGUAUAGUGCUCACCUUUUUAUCAUGCAGAGCAUCAAGUGUGUGGUGGUGGGGGAUGGAGCAGUCGGAAAAACCUGCCUGCUCAUCUCCUACACGACCGGAGCGUUUCCCAAGGAGUACAUUCCCACCGUGUUCGACAACUACAGCUCGCAAGUCAGCGUGGACAGCCGCACCAUUAGCCUUAAUCUGUGGGACACAGCCGGCCAGGAAGAGUACGACCGCCUGCGUACGCUCUCCUAUCCACAGACCAACGUCUUCAUCAUCUGCUUCUCAAUCUCCAGUCCACCAUCAUAUGAGAACGUCAAGCACAAGUGGCACCCAGAAGUGACGCACCAUUGUCCCAGUGUGCCCAUCUUGCUGGUGGGCACCAAGAGUGACCUCCGCAAUGAUGCAGAUGUGCUGAAGAAGCUCAAGGAGCAGAAUCAGGCACCCAUCACGCAGCAGCAGGGCCAGGCUCUGGCUCGACACAUCCAUGCCAUCAAGUACCUGGAGUGCUCUGCACUCAAUCAGGAUGGCAUCAAGGACGUGUUCGCAGAUGCAGUGCGUGCCUUCCUCAGUCCACAGCCUGUGGUGGCCAAGAAGCACUGUGUACUCCUCUGAUAAUACAGAGUAGAUAGAGGUAUUUUAAUUGAAUUACACAGAGAAAUGCAUGAGAAUGUUGUGGAAUAGUAGGUGUUCUAUAAAUGGUGACCAAGAAACUCAGCCUUAAAGCUGAAGUAUGUAAUUUCUGCGACAACAAAUAGACAUGCAAAAAUAAACUUUUUAAAUUAUAAACAGUGUGGAAGCUGUUUUCAACAGCUUUCUGAAUGUAAUUGUGUUUGUACAGAUGGGUCGCAUAAAACAAACAGAGGAUUUUCAUUGAGCUAUAGAGACACAGUGCUUACAGUUUUUGAGAAAAUAACUGUAAAAAACUGUAAAAACCUACGAAUAGGAGUAUUUUAAUACAGAAAAGGUUACAUACUUCAGCUUUAAAGGAAUAGGUCAGCAUAAAUGAAAAUUAUGUCAUUAUAUACGCACCCUAAUGUCACUUCAAACCUGUAUGACUAUGAACACAAAAGGUCAAUAUUUAAAAAGGGUUUAUUCAUGUAAUGUAAGUGAACAGUAACUCGAAAAAGGACAACAAAACACCAUAAAACCACCAUAAUAUUAAUCAGUGCUACCAAUAAGCUACAAUCCAUGUCUUCUGAAGCAACAAUCAUUUUGUACGAUGAAUAGAAUGAAAUUUAAGAAGCUAUGUCGAUAACAUGAAACCUUGUUGGUUCUCAUUGCGUCUCGUGACCAAACGUCUGACAUGACAUUACAACCUUUGGUCAUGGGAUCAGUCAUACAGGUUAGAAGCGACAUGAGGGUAAAUAAAUAAUGACAGAAUUUUCAUUUUUGGGUGAACUAUUUAACCUGUGACAUUGGUGAAAUACGUAAUUAAGUAAAAUAUCAAGUAAAGAUAUAUUUUUGUUUUACACUAUGCAAUGAGAGCCCCAUCGAAGGCAUAGAAAUAGUCAGGCCAAAAGACAUGUUACUAGUCUGUUUGUAUAUCUGAGGAAAAACCUGAAAAUUUAAAAACUUGAACUGUUAUUUAAAAAUGUUUUUCCUUUAAUGAGUAAAUAAUUAUGGUUCUACGAUGAUAAAAUGAAAGAAACAUCUAGAUGUUUGGGGACUUCACCAUACUUCUAAACAAGUUUGAUAAAAUCUACUGGUAUUACAGGAAAACAAAAGAUGUGAUGUGAAAGGGGGGAAAAAAAAAUGGGCGAAAAUAUUUCCAGAUCCUUUAAAGUGUCUGGACCCUAAUUAAUAAAAUUGUAGUUAUUUUUUAUUUUAUUUUUUAAAAACGGAAAAUCUGAGAAUGUGAUAAAUAUGUAUUAGUACUAAUAUAAUAAAGCUUUUACGCCUAUGGCACUUGUUCUGUGAUUGGGGUAGGAGUAGGGUAUACGUCCUUGAGAACAGUCCUUUAGUGUAAAAAGUGACAUUUAUAACAUGUAUUAGCAUACCUGAUCUGAAGGUAUUUUCGUCUGGGAGCUUAUAGUUCAUUACUUACUCAUAGU